AUGUGGGAGGCGACACUGGAACCCAACGUCAUCCUACAACGCCGGGAUCAGCGCGUGCAGGAAUGGCGAGCAGUGGCCGCGGGCUUUGGCAUUGCUCAGGGAGAUGUGGGACGCGAAGCUAAAGCCCUACGUCAUCUCUCCUUCAGCUACAAUGCUGGGAUCAGCGCAUGCGAGAAUGGGGGGCAGUGGCAGCGGGCUCUGGCACUGCUCAGCGAGAUAUGCGAGGCAAGGCUGGAGCCUGACAUCAUCUAUAUUCUCAGCUACAACGCUGGGAUCAGCGCGUGCGAGAAGGGUGUGCAGUGGCAGCGGGCUCUGGCGCUGGUCUGCGAGGUAAAUGAAGCGCAGCUGGAGCCCGAUGCCAUCAGCUACAACGCUGGGAUGCUAGCGUGUGAGCACAGCGGGCAGUGGCAGCAGGUAUUGUCGUUGCUCAGCAAAGCGAAGGAGGCAGGUUUGGAUACGGAUGCUGACAUGUGUACUACUGUGACUAAUGCAUGCGAGAUGGGCGGGCAGUGGCAAAUGGCAUCGUCAGUCCUCGACAACUUGUUGUUGAAGUUUGGGCGCUACUUUGUCGAGUAG
Messenger RNA from Prorocentrum cordatum, 576 nucleotides. The record is from the annotation of a GenBank genome assembly. Lineage: Eukaryota; Dinophyceae; Prorocentrales; Prorocentraceae.